AUGUCGCAGAGGACCGAUGCAUCGCCUACGCCACCAAACCCUCUCCCUAGAGUGGACGAGAAACCGCUUAGAUCUGGCUCGUGGCGCUCUUCUCGUCGAGUGGAAUCCAACGACAAACCUGACCGGCAAAGGAGCUUGCGAAUGAGCGAAGGACGAGAGAGUGGGGAGCUGGAAGGCAGCACACUUGGUAGCAGCUCCCGCGACGGGGAGAAGGGAGUCCGAGGAUCUCGACGAACACACAGCUCAGGAGGUUUCCUACUAGACUCUUCAUUCCUACCCCGAUCAAGCAGCCUCCGACAUAGUUAUCAUCGCGCCCAUCACUCGGAAUCGGAACAAAGGGAGAAGCGUGGAACACCGCCCAAUUCGGAGAUUGUGGUACCCAAGAGGCGAUCGCGAUUUCCUUGGAGCCGCCACAAAGAGUCGACAAAGGAAUCUCAACAAGCAGCCCCGGAGAUAGAAGCUUCCCAAGCAAACUCUGGUCCGUUACAUUCACAACAAGAUGUAACACCCGAGCCGUCACAGACUACGGAAGCGGGAAGCGAGGCUCCCCUAGGCCUUGAUAGGGACUCAUUACAAAUUGUCAAUCUAGCAUUGAAUCUGAGCGAAUCUAGAAGAGUAAGUAGCCAUGGUCGAGUGCCUUCCGGCCGCGUUGCGGGAGGAAGAUGGACCGCGUCGGCAGGCCAGCCUUCUGUUUCACCGAGUGAGAGCCGUGCACCUAUUGCACUGGGCAGUCAAAAUGACGGCCCUUAUCCACGUCACAGCCUUAUCCAGAUGCCCGUUGAUCGCUCGAAGCUUUUGGGCGCCUCAAAUGCGGACCAAGCUGUGCAUGCUCCAUCUUCUGUCUUAAAUCUGCUGCCCGAUUCUGCCAAUUCAAACUCCCUGCCACACGUGUUCUCGGACGGCACGCUUACUCGAGCUGAGAAGGCCCGGCGACAUUUCGAGCUCUUCUCAGAGUAUCUUCGAUUGCUUCCUUCGCUUUCUCCCCUGAAACCGUACGAGGCACACGCGGAUCCUGAUUCUACUCCAGCGGGUGCUGGCGUCAUCCUUCAAGGUCGCUCGUACAACCCUCUUCAAUCCAUCCGAAACCGCAAAGUUAGAUUCCGCGAGCGAUGUCCCAUCGAUACGGAAGCAGAAGGUUGGACUAAUGUUGGCAAAGUUCAUGAAUGGGUCGACUCGAUCAAGGGCCAAUACAAUCAACAAGACCAUAGCGCUUUCGAAUGCUUGAAGCUCCCACCUUUUCAUCAAGGCUCGAAGGACCUGUCACAUAAAGAUCCGGGGGAUGAUGAGAUUAUAGCAGCUUCUCCUUCCUCCAGUCUGAGGCGAGCCAGUCGUGCGAGCAGCGUAAAGGCUCGCAGACCAAAAUCUGAUUGGAUGAUCUCCCCGCCAGAACUGUUGGCUGAUGUCGCAUGGGUCGAGGAUAUACAAAACAAAAGCAAGAUUAUAGAUAAAGAUGGGAAUAAUUUAUACCCCGAUCCUGCAAUGUUGGUCCCAUCCGAUGCCCUCAAAACCAAAACUAGGAGCCUUCAAGAAGAGCUCCCAUCCAGGCGGAGAAAGCGCGGUAUCCCCCAAGAGGUCUACUUCGCUAAGGCCUGA
Molecule: messenger RNA, 1593 nt
Organism: Aspergillus oryzae RIB40
Lineage: Eukaryota; Fungi; Ascomycota; Eurotiomycetes; Eurotiales; Aspergillaceae
Exons: 2
Coding region: 1-1593 (530 amino acids)
Source: RefSeq, a predicted model, not a curated record